This is a messenger RNA of Medioppia subpectinata, 762 nucleotides long. NCBI's taxonomy places the organism in Eukaryota, Metazoa, Arthropoda, Arachnida, Sarcoptiformes, Oppiidae. The record is from the annotation of a GenBank genome assembly.
UGUUCCUACGAAGACGUGAAUUCAGUGCCCGAUUAUAUCACACAAGUUAUCCCUUAUUUUGUUUCACUUAUAUUUAUUGAACAAAUUAUCGCUUUUGUCAAUGGAUUUCGUGUCAUACAAGUGAGUGAUGCAAUCGCUUCUCUAUCGCAAGGAAUCGCAAUGGAAUUGUCGAAAUCAUUAUUUAAAGGCUUAGCCAUAAUGUCUUACAUUUAUAUCUAUCAAAACUGGAGGAUUUGUUCGCUUGAAUGGCAAAACACGAGCACUUGGAUCAUAGCAUUUAUUGCCGUCGAUUUUGGUUUUUAUUGGAUUCAUCGAUUCACUCAUGAAAUAAACGUGUUAUGGGCCGCACAUCAGGUUCACCACAGCUCUCAACAGUAUAACCUGACCACAGCUCUAAGACAAUCAUAUAUACUCAACACUCCGAGUCAUCAUCGCGUACAUCACGGAAGAAAUGAGUACUGCAUUGACAAGAAUUAUGGAGGAGUUCUCAUUAUAUGGGACCGACUUUUUGGCACUUUUCAAAUGGAAACGGAUUGUGUAUCUUAUGGGUUAACGAAAAACAUCCAUACGUUUAAUCCGUUCACUAUUCAAAUGCAUCACUAUUUUAAUAUUUAUCACAAAUUUAACCAUGCUCAAGGAUUUACAAAUAAGUGGAACACUUUGUUUGCGGGUCCGGCCUGGGAGGGGGCAACUGCUGACGGGCCCAAACAUGAGCAGCAAACUAGUGAAUCGCCAGAUAUUGAAUAUGAUCCACAAAUUCCC